GAAGUGUUCAUCGGUCAAAAUUUGCUUACCUCAGCAGAGACAAAAAAUUAAUGGGCAAAAGUGCAGUCUGUAGGUGACAAACAGCAUGUUUGGUGCUUCAAGGAAGAAGUUUGUAGAGGGGGUUGAUGGUGACUACCAUGAUGAAAACAUGUACUACAGCCAAUCAUCGAUGUUCCCACAUCGGUCAGAAAAAGAUGCAAUGUUGCAGAAGUGGAUCUUAGGAUGGGACUUCAAGAGAAGGAAGAUGCUGGCAUCACCAUCAACAUCAGGUCAGCUGUCUCAGUUUGGGGCAAGUUUAUACGGGCAACAAAGUGCACUAGGCCUUCCAAUGAGGGGAAUGAGCAACAAUACCCCUCAGUUAAAUCGCAGCUUAUCACAAGGCACUCAAUUACCGAGCCACGUAACGCCAACAACAGGGGUACCAACAAUGUCACUUCACACGCCUCCAUCUCCGAGCAGGGGGAUAUUGCCUAUGAAUCCUAGGAAUAUGAUGAACCACUCCCAGGUUGGUCAGGGCAUUGGAAUUCCCAGCAGGACAAACAGCAUGAGCAGUUCAGGGUUAGGCAGCCCCAACAGAAGCUCUCCAAGCAUAAUAUGUAUGCCAAAGCAGCAACCCUCUCGACAACCUUUUACUGUGAACAGUAUGUCUGGAUUUGGGAUGAACAGAAAUCAGGCGUUUGGAAUGAAUAACUCCUUAUCAAGUAACAUUUUUAAUGGAACAGAUGGAAGUGAAAAUGUGACAGGACUGGACCUCUCAGAUUUUCCAGCGCUAGCAGACAGAAACAGAAGGGAAGGAAGUGGCAAUCCAACUCCAUUAAUAAACCCUUUAGCUGGAAGGGCUCCCUAUGUUGGAAUGGUAACAAAACCAGCAAGUGAGCAGUCCCAGGACUUUUCAAUACACAAUGAAGAUUUUCCAGCAUUACCAGGCUCCAGCUACAAAGACCCAACAUCAAGUAAUGAUGAUAAUAAGUCUAAUUUGAAUACAUCAGGCAAAACAUCAUCCAGCACAGAUGGGCCCAAGUUUCCUGGAGAUAAAAGUUCAACUACGCAAAACAACAACCAGCAGAAAAAAGGGAUCCAGGUGUUACCUGACGGUCGGGUUACCAACAUUCCUCAAGGGAUGGUGACGGACCAGUUUGGAAUGAUUGGCUUGUUAACAUUCAUCAGGGCAGCAGAGACAGAUCCAGGAAUGGUACAUCUUGCAUUAGGAAGUGAUUUAACAACACUAGGUCUCAAUCUCAACUCUCCUGAAAAUCUUUAUCCCAAAUUUGCAUCACCCUGGGCAUCAUCACCUUGUCGACCUCAAGACAUAGACUUCCAUGUUCCAUCUGAAUACUUAACUAACAUUCACAUUAGGGAUAAGCUGGCUGCAAUAAAACUUGGCCGAUAUGGAGAAGAUCUCCUGUUUUAUCUCUAUUACAUGAAUGGAGGAGAUGUAUUACAGCUAUUAGCAGCAGUAGAGCUAUUUAACCGAGAUUGGAGAUACCACAAAGAAGAACGAGUAUGGAUCACCAGGGCACCCGGCAUGGAGCCAACAAUGAAAACCAAUACAUACGAGAGGGGAACAUAUUACUUCUUUGACUGUCUUAACUGGAGGAAAGUAGCUAAGGAGUUCCAUCUGGAAUAUGACAAAUUAGAAGAAAGGCCUCAUCUGCCAUCAACCUUCAACUACAACCCUGCUCAGCAAGCCUUCUAAAGACUUCCCUUUUCUUGGGGUAUGGCUGUCUCAGCACAAUACUCAACAUAACUGCAGAACUGAUGUGGCUCAGGCAUCCUGGUUUUAAUUCCUUGAGGAUCUGGCAAUUGGCUCAUGCGAAGGGUCACCAUUUGAGGUCCUGCCUUACUAAUUAUGUGCUGCCCACCAACUAAAUUUGUAAUUGUUUUCUUUAGUUUGAGCAGGGUCUGAAUUUUUGUUUUUGUUUUAUUUUUUUGCCAGCAGACAAGCUUGGGUCUGUAAAGACAAGCAAGUACACUGACAAAAGUUUACCACUUAGUUUUCCAAAAUGUAAAAAGGAGGAAAAAAAAGAAAAAAGACAAAAAAAAAGAAAAAAGACAAAAAAUUAGACAACAAAAUUUGCAUUGUUCAUUGUAGCACUAUUGGUAAUAAAAAUGUUUGUGCAUUUUUAUGUGAAGAUCCUUCUCGUAUUUCAUUUGGAAAGAUGAGCAAGGUUUGCUUCCUUCAUUUUACUUCCCCUUCUGUUUUUGAAAGGCAGUUUUCGCCAAGCUUAAUGCAAGAAUAUCUGACUGUUUAGAAGAAAGAUAUUGCCACAAUCUCUGGUUAGUUUCCAGAGUUGUGUAUUACUGAGCUUCAUCUUUCCAGAAUGAGCAAAACACUGUCCAGUCUUUGUUACGAUUUUGUAAUAAAUGUGUACAUUUUUUUUAAAUUUUUGGACAUCACAUGAAUAAAGGUAUGUAUGUACGAAUGUGUAUAUAUUAUAUAUAUGACAUCUAUUUUGGAAAAUGUUUGCCCUGCUGUACCUCAUUUUUAGGAGGUGUGCAUGGAUGCAAUAUAUGAAAACGGGACAUUCUGGAACUGCUGGUCAGGGGACUACUUUGUCGCCCUGUGCACUAAAGGGCCAGAUUUUCAGCAGCCAAGGACAUCCAUACCCAAGUGAAUGUGAUGGGACUUAAGUGAACUGAGACAAUUCACUCUGGCUGUUUGAACAGCAGCGUUUCAUAGGAAGAGAAAAAAAAAAAAGAUCAAUCUUGUAUUUUCUGACCACAUAAAGGCUUCUUCUCUUUGUAAUAAAGUAGAAAAGCUCUCCUCACUGCA
Oxyura jamaicensis (ruddy duck) is the source of this 2773-nucleotide messenger RNA. RefSeq names its product CCR4-NOT transcription complex subunit 2 (gene CNOT2). Lineage: Eukaryota; Metazoa; Chordata; Aves; Anseriformes; Anatidae. Gene Ontology annotation, biological process: nuclear-transcribed mRNA poly(A) tail shortening; regulation of DNA-templated transcription; regulation of stem cell population maintenance. The record is from RefSeq and is a predicted model, not a curated record. Gene Ontology annotation, cellular component: P-body; CCR4-NOT core complex. The transcript has 16 exons. Bases 86 to 1696 code for a protein of 536 amino acids.